AUGUCUUCUGAAUUACCAACACAUCUCGAAAACAAGAAUGGUCAUCCUCUCGAAACGAUCAUACCAUCCAAAACACCUGUGAAUACCUCCUCCUCUUCAACUGCACAUGAUAGCCAUCAUGGUCAAGAAGCAUCCUCUUCUCUCUUAACGGUAGGAUAUGGCCAAAAUCAUUCAAGUUUUGCAAGUUCUUCAAGUGGAUUUUCCACUCAAAGCAUGGAUCCGUUAUUGCCCAGCUCAAAUGAAGGAGGUGAGUUGAACAACAACAACAACAGUAGUAGCAACACAAGUACCAGACCUACUACGGCUCUCACUGCUGCUAGCUUGUAUGGAUCAAGCGCUCCCUUGAAUAUACCUUUCAGAGAUCAUGACGAUAGUGAUUCUUGUGCCACCUCUCAUAGUGGUGGUGGAGGUGGAGGUGGUUGUGAAACAGACAAUGAAGAGAGUUCGAAUCGAACACCUUACUCUCCUCAAAUUCAAUCCACCUCACUCAAUCAUCAUGACCGUACGAAUACAAAACUCACAGGCAAGACCACCUUCACUUCCAGUGUGACUCAUAUUGAAUUAGAAACUAUUCACAACAGUAAUAAGAGCAAUCAUGGAGACUCUAAAAGUAAUAUCAUGUCCUCAGCCACUUCUGGAAAAUCACCCUCUCGUACUCAAUCCAAUACCAAUUCUAAAACAAGUGGUAGUGAGCAUGGUAUUAGAAUCAAGACAUGUUGUGGAACGAUUGAACUUUCAUGUCUUAAAGUAGUGAAUGUAUUUUCCUUAUUAGUGAAUUUAGUGGCCUUUGUUGCAUUGGGAAUUAUUAUUGUCGUUAGUUAUACAGGUGGACAAGCUUAUAACGCUGUUUUAGAUGGUCUCGACACAGAUACUACUUAUUAUAGACAAAUGAUGAUUUCGAGUGCUCGUUCGACUGCAUUCUGUAACUUUACUCCUUCUGUUUCCAAAAACUAUUCGAUUGAGUAUAACAUGUAUUAUCAAAAGUUUAUAGAAAAUAUCAAUGUCAUUCUCAAAGUGGUUCCAAAAGAAUUGCAAUAUCCCGCUGUACAUAAUAUAAGUCUUGCCGAUUUGAGAACAUCAAAGGCAAUGACUGUGGAACGUAUUGCAUUGAAUCAAUCAGCAUUGGGAAAUUACCAAAGUGCAAUGAAUUUACUCGACUCAGACAAUUACAAGUAUUUUGUGGAUGGUUACGAUAUUGAAUUUCAGCCACUGGUUGAUUUUUUGCAUGCUUUGGAUAUGGAAAGAAAAAGUUUCUCUCUUCUCACAACUACAUUGUCGUUGAUUGUGAUUUGUGUGUCUAUUGCUAUUGUCAUACCAGUCGUGCUAAGUUCGAUUGGCUUUUCGUUGAAGAGAGAUUCAAGUAAUUCAAAGAAGUUGAAACAAUUGAAGGCCACACAACUCUCAGAAACCAUGAAGGAUAAAAAGUCAAGAGAACUCUUUAGAGCUCACUGUGCCUCGGAGUUUUCACUUGAAAAUUUCAUGCUCUUGGAUAAGAUUACAGAUUACAAGGAGUACUCUGAGAGAAGCUUCCAAAUACAAGAAUACUUGUAUGACAAUGAUCAAAGCGAAGAAACUGCAUCAACCAUUACAUCUGCAAGCUCUUCUGAACAGCAACCAAAGAGAAAGAAGAAGAGGGGAUUCACAGAGAAAGAUUUGAUGCAAAUUGAAAAGAAAAAGUUUGAAAUUGCAUUUGAAAUUUACUCAGAGUAUUUAGACGUGCAUGGAGACAAAUCUGUCAACAUUAACAAACAAGCCUCAGAGUCAGUCAAGGAACAAUUAGACUAUUAUGCCACGGGCCAAAGCGAACACUUACCAGACCUAUUGUUCGAUUCAAUUUACAACGAGAUUUGUAUUCUCAUGUUGGAUUCUCACCAUAGAUUCAUAAUGAAUCAAGAGGCAAACAAACAGGCAAAGAAAGAGCAAAUCAAAAAGAGGGAAAAAGCAAGGAAGCUCAAAAUUUAA
Messenger RNA from Naegleria lovaniensis, 1962 nucleotides. RefSeq lists its product as uncharacterized. The record is from RefSeq and is a predicted model, not a curated record. NCBI's taxonomy places the organism in Eukaryota, Heterolobosea, Eutetramitea, Acrasida, Naegleriidae. The coding region runs from base 1 to 1962 and encodes 653 amino acids. The transcript has a single exon.